Messenger RNA from Penicillium chermesinum, 5658 nucleotides. Its product is annotated as DNA-binding ATPase. The transcript is spliced from 4 exons. Gene Ontology annotation, molecular function: ATP-dependent chromatin remodeler activity; TBP-class protein binding; DNA binding. The record is from RefSeq and is a predicted model, not a curated record. Lineage: Eukaryota; Fungi; Ascomycota; Eurotiomycetes; Eurotiales; Aspergillaceae. The coding region runs from base 1 to 5658 and encodes 1885 amino acids.
AUGAUAACUGACUCCACAUCCAGAUUGGAUCGCCUAGUCACUCUACUGGAGUCUGGUAGCACGCAGUUGAUCCGAAACACAGCCGCCCAACAGCUUGGUGAUGUGCAAAAGCAACACCCGGAUGAGUUGUUCAACCUUUUAGGUCGCAUCUUGCCUUACCUUCGUUCAAAAUCCUGGGACACUAGAACUUCCGCUGCCCGUGCGAUCGGCCUGAUUGUCACGAAUGCUGAUUUAUUCGACCCGAAUGCCGAAGAUGGCCUGCAGCUCAAGUCAGCAGCUGACGAUGACGACGUCGAAAUCAAGCCUGAGGUCAAACUGGAGGAAAGCUCCACCCCGGAUGACCCGUUUCGCCUUGAAACCCUUGACAUUACGUAUGUUUUGAAGUACGGUAGAAGGCUUUUGGGGAGCGCCGGUAAAGAAUAUGAAUAUUCUCUGGCUUCUAUGGACCCUGCAACCCGUCUUCAAUACCAAAAGAAGACCCUCACUGGACGCCUCGGCCUGCUUGGAGAGUAUGUUGAGGAGGAGCCUAUGGAGCUAAAUGAAUCUGUUCCUAAGCUCUCUACACCUGCCCCUAAGCGCGAAUCGGCUUCAACAGCUUCUUUGUCUCGAGAUAACAGCGUGCAGGACGCCCAAGCGCGUCGCAAUUCGUCACCAGAUGCGAAGCAGGAGGAGUCAGGCCUUAGCAAACGUCAGUUGAACCAGCUGAAGCGCAAAAACAAGCAAAAUGCCAAAAUGGGCGCAAAUAAAGUCCGCGUUGUCGACUUGUCCUCCCGUCGGCCUUCGGAAAAUGUCUCGACCCCCGCAACCCCUCAUCCUGUCAAAGCGGAGAAUGGCGAUGAACAGAAUGGAGACACCAAACUCGACUACUUUUCAUUGGAACGGUCUGCCGACGAUGACGAUUCCAAGAUCGUUUCUGAAUUUAAAGGGGUCGCAGCACCAGAGAAGCCCAUCAUUCAGCCUGAACUCGUUGACCAGGGAUCAGGAUGGCCUUUAGAAUGCAUGUGCGACUUCUUGAAAGUGGACAUAUUUGACCCUAACUGGGAGGUUCGACAUGGUGCUGCAAUGGCUCUGCGCGAGAUCGUCAGGGUUCAAGGCGCUGCUGCUGGUCGCAUGGAAGGUAACUCCCGCGAGGAGAAUGAUCUGCUAAACCGUAAAUGGUUGGACGACCUUGCCUGUCGACUACUUUGCGUUCUCAUGCUCGAUCGAUUCGGCGAUUACAUUUCGGAUAACGUCGUUGCUCCAAUCCGGGAGACUGUUGGGCAAACCCUCGGUGCUCUCCUCUCACACCUUCCACCAAAGUCCGUCCGCCAAGUCUAUCGGAUCCUGUACCGAAUUAUCAUGCAGACGGACCUGAACCUGGAACGCCCAAUAUGGGAAGUUUGCCAUGGUGGAAUGAUUGGCUUACGAUACUUGGUCGCAAUUCGCAAAGACCUCCUGAUCAAAGACUCGAACAUGGUCGAUGGACUUCUGGAGGCUGUCAUGAAAGGGCUCGCUGAUUUUGAUGAUGAUGUGCGCGCUGUCAGUGCUGCCACCCUCGUACCUAUCGCCGAAGAAUUCGUCACUUCUCGCGCCGGUACAUUGGGACCUCUGAUGAAUAUCGUCUGGGACUGUCUCUCUAAUCUGCAGGACGAUCUCAGUGCCAGUACCGGAUCAGUCAUGGAUCUGCUAGCUAAGCUCUGUACAUUCAACCAAGUAUUGGAUGCUAUGAAAGCCAAUGCCGCGGAUGAUCCAGAGGCUUCCUUUGGUAAAUUGGUACCACGCUUGUAUCCCUUCUUGCGACAUACCAUUACCAGUGUGCGUUCUGCUGUACUCCGAGCCUUUAUGACCUUCCUAAAUUUGGAAGGAGAAGGAACUACAGACUGGGUAGAUGGCAAAGCUCUACGCUUGGUUUUCCAGAAUCUCCUGGUAGAGCGCAACGAGGGUGUUCUUAAACUAUCCUUGCAAGUCUGGUCUGAGUUACUUAAGGCAGUCGAACAACGUGGCUCCUUUGGACCUGGACAAGAGCUCACCGGCUCCAUAGAACCUUUAGUCACUCUGACUCUGGGCCCGUUUGGUGUCCCUCGAUACCCCAUUCCCAUGAACUCUGCCCUCUUUAUCAAACCUUCUGGCCUCCCAUAUUCGGCCGCGGCUCCACCUCCAGCGAAGGCCUCGUCGCCAGGGGGACCAGCAGCGUCAGAACCCGGCAAACCAGGUCGCAAACGUAAGGUCGAGAAGAAGGAGGCACCUCCACCUCCGUCUACCCACAAUGUGGAUGGGCACAUGUUAUCUGGUGAUAUCGACUUGGUUGGCGCAGACACUAUGCUACGAUCCAAGAUUUAUGCUUCCAGAGCACUAGGCGAAUUAUUAUCUUUCUGGGACAAGCACGAGCUUCCUCCCUUCUGGACAGAAAUCUUGAACAGCCUUAGUCAUCCAGCCUCCACAUCUCAGCUUGCAUCUGCUAUGGUCAUUGAGGAAUAUGCUCGGUUCGCAGGGCCGGAGACGAAAUUUUCGCCCACCCUAUGCGAGCGUCUCCGCCCCAUUGUGGAAGGAGACCGCCCUUCGUGGUAUUCCGACAUUGCAUGCUACUUGCACGUCGCUCGUGCUCAGUGUCAUUCAUUGCUCAAUACUUUCCGUGACCAUGCGCAUGUUGUCCCCUCUCGACUCCCUAUCCUCGCCGUUGUGGUACAAGGUGACGCUGAGGCUGGGCCGAAUGCAUUCUCUUUGGCUGAUGCUGAGAAAAUCGUCGGUUCGGAUUUCGAUCGCCUAAAGAAAAACCUGACGCCUGCUCAGCGCAUCACUGCUACGCAAGUCCUAGCGGAUACCCGAGCUACUGCCCAGUCCGCAGUUGAUGAGGCCCGUGCUAUGAGAGAACAGCGAGACCUGCGUGUACUUGCUGCAGCUGCGGGUGCACUUGUGGCUUUGCGUGACAUACCUAAGCGCCCUGGCUACAUCAUUAAGGCCAUGAUGGACAGCGUCAAGAAAGAAGAAAACGUAGAGCUCCAGCAACGUUCGGCCACAGCAGUUGCAGGGUUGAUCGAACACUACACGGCGGCAACCAAGCGAGGACCCGUUGACAAGAUCAUUGGCAACCUGGUCAAAUACUGCUGUGUUGACACCUCGGAAACACCCGAGUUUGCUCACAAUGCUCAGUUAGAAAAGUCCAUAUUGUCACUGCGCAAAGAAGAAGACCGACGGGACCACCUCGAUGCUGCCAAAUUUGAGCGGGAGGCGAAGGAAGCUCGCAUCAUGCGUCGAGGUGCUAAGGACGCACUGGAGCAAUUGGCGGUGAAGUUUGGCGCUGACCUUCUGACUAAGGUUCCCAAUCUUGCCUCAUUGGUCGAGCGGCCAUUGACCAGUGCCUUGGCUGGGGAUCUGCCUAACGACAUCACGAACCCAGAAAACGAACUUGGUCAAGAAGUCGUGGAUGGUCUAUCUACCCUCCGUGCUCUUCUUCCCAAAUUCGAUCCCGGCCUUUAUCCUUGGGUCAUUGGACUUAUGCCUAUGAUUGUCAAGGGUCUGCAAUGCCGCCUGUCGGUAAUUCGCUACGCAGCCGCUAAGUGCUUCGCUACGAUCUGCAGUGUUAUCACUGUCGACGGUAUGACAAUGCUGGUUGAGAAAGUUCUCCCGACCAUCAACAAUGCGCUGGAUCUUCACUACCGCCAAGGUGCUAUCGAGUGUAUCUAUCAUCUCAUCCAUGUGAUGGAGGAUGGAAUCCUUCCCUACGUUAUCUUCCUUGUUGUGCCCGUUCUGGGCCGAAUGAGCGAUUCAGACAACGAUGUUCGCUUGCUGGCAACCACUUCAUUCGCGACUCUUGUCAAGCUGGUACCUCUUGAGGCUGGUAUUCCAGAUCCACCUGGAUUCUCGCAGGAAUUGCUUCAAGGCCGUGACCGAGAGAGGAAGUUCAUGUCUCAAAUGCUUGACUCACGCAAAGUCGAGGCUUUUGAAAUACCGGUUGCCAUCAAGGCUGAGCUUCGACCCUAUCAACAGGAUGGAGUCAACUGGCUGGCUUUCCUCAAUCGGUACAACCUCCAUGGUAUUCUUUGCGACGAUAUGGGUCUGGGCAAGACACUUCAGACGAUUUGUAUUGUCGCAAGUGACCAUCAUAUGCGGGCCGAGGAGCAUGCAAAGAGCCAAUCCUUGGAUUCGCGAAAGCUCCCAUCCCUCAUUAUUUGUCCGCCUUCCCUUUCAGGCCACUGGCAACAGGAGUUCAAGCAGUAUGCUCCGUUCCUCAACUGUGUUGCCUACGUUGGUCCAAAGUCAGAGAGAACUCGCCUCCAGGGCCUGCUUCCAGAAGCUGACGUUAUUGUGACAUCUUACGACGUUUGCCGAAAUGAUAGGGAUAUUCUCGGUGAAUUCAAUUGGAAUUACUGUGUUCUCGACGAAGGCCACCUGAUCAAGAAUCCGAAGGCCCAAAUUACAAUCUCGGUGAAGCGACUGGUGAGCAAUCAUCGUCUGAUCCUGUCUGGUACACCCAUCCAAAACAAUGUGCUGGAGCUUUGGUCUCUCUUCGACUUCUUGAUGCCGGGAUUCCUCGGCAAGUCUUCCUCGAAAGAACAAGAAGCUGGUGCGCUAGCCAUCGAGGCUUUGCACAAACAGGUUCUGCCAUUCCUCCUCCGUCGCCUGAAGGAAGAGGUGUUGAACGAUCUGCCCCCGAAGAUCAUUCAGAACUACUACUGUGACCCGAGCGACCUGCAAAAGAAGCUCUUUGAAGACUUCACAAAGAAGGAGCAGAAAGAACUCCAAAGCAAGGUUGGCAGUGCGGACCGUUCGGAUAAGGAACAUAUUUUCCAAGCUCUGCAGUACAUGCGCCGCCUGUGUAAUUCGCCUGCUUUGGUCGUCAAGGAGGGCCACAAGCAGUAUAACGAAGUACAGAACUACCUGGCCUCCAAGCACUCCACCAUCAGAGAUGUCGCUCAUGCUCCCAAGCUUAGCGCGCUCCGCGAUCUCCUCGUUGACUGUGGAAUUGGCCUUGACCACUCCGCAGAAGGAGAGCUCGACACAGGUGCAAGCUACGUUAGCCCCCACCGCGCUCUUAUCUUCUGCCAGAUGAAGGAAAUGCUGGACAUUGUGCAGAACGAUGUCUUCAAGAGGCUGCUCCCAUCCGUCCAAUACCUUCGUCUUGACGGUGGAGUCGAGGCCACAAAGCGCCAAGACAUCGUGAACAGGUUCAACACUGACCCGUCCUACGAUGCACUCCUCCUCACAACCAGCGUCGGAGGACUCGGUCUUAACCUGACUGGAGCAGAUACGGUCAUCUUCGUCGAGCAUGACUGGAAUCCGCAAAAGGAUAUCCAAGCCAUGGACCGCGCCCAUCGUAUCGGCCAGAAGAAGGUUGUCAAUGUGUACCGCCUGAUCACGAGAGGCACCCUAGAGGAGAAGAUCUUGAACCUGCAACGAUUCAAGAUCGACGUCGCUUCUACCGUGGUCAACCAACAAAACGCCGGGCUAGGCACUAUGGAUACCGAUCAACUUCUAGACCUCUUCAGCCUAGGCGAAACAGCCGAGACAGCCGAGAAGCCGGAUGCAACAGGCAACGAAGUGGACAUGGUCGACAUCGAUGGCGAAGUCAAGGAGAAGGGCAAGAAGGGCUGGCUCGACGACCUGGGCGAGCUCUGGGAUGACAAGCAAUACCAGGAAGAAUACAACCUGGACUCGUUCCUGGCGACGAUGAAAAACUGA